AUGGGUUUGGAUGUGAGCUUUAUAGCUGUACUAUUCAUUUCUCAUGGUCUCUUAAUCAAUUCUGACGAUUGGAUCACUAAACAUUUGCAGCUUGACAAUGAAGAUGCAUUUUCAAUCAUAUUAUAUGGAAGUGGUGCCUUGGUUGCUUUGUGGCUAGCAUCUGCUCUUGUCGGUGCUAUUGAUUCAAUUCCGUUGUUCCCUAAAUUCAUAGAAGUUGCGGGUCUUGGCUACACGUUCUGGUUCACCUCCCGAUAUCUGAUAUGUUGGAAGCGUAGGUGGAAAAACAGGGAGGAGUUGGCUUCUAAAAUCGAAGAACUUAAGCAGCAGAUCGUUGGCUGGGAUGACAAAUGA
Hibiscus syriacus is the source of this 351-nucleotide messenger RNA. RefSeq names its product protein CURVATURE THYLAKOID 1D, chloroplastic-like. Lineage: Eukaryota; Viridiplantae; Streptophyta; Magnoliopsida; Malvales; Malvaceae. Bases 1 to 351 code for a protein of 116 amino acids. The transcript has 4 exons. The record is from RefSeq and is a predicted model, not a curated record. Gene Ontology annotation, cellular component: chloroplast thylakoid membrane; thylakoid.